AUGGUUCACAUUGAGCACGAAUAUGUUGCCAAUCGUGACUGGCAUGGUCGGCACCCUGAGUUACGGCCUCAGUCUUCGAGAUGCCUCUCUCGUCAUCCUCUUCCUCAGCCUGCUGUGCUGUGGCCCAACAGCGUACCUGGCCACCUUGCGUCCGAGGACUGGUAUGCGACAGAUGAUUCAAGCUCGAUUCAGCUUCGGCAAAUACCUAGUCUCGAUCCCGGUCCUGCUCAAUCUGGCGACUUGACGGGCUUUUGUGUCAUCGAUAGCGUAGUCGGAGGCUUGACACUGUCCUCCGUCACGAAGGAUGAUCUGACGCCCACUGUCGGGAUCGUAAUCAUCGGGGUUCUAGCACUUCCGGUCUCUUUCUGCGGCUUGCGAGUUCUGCACCACUACCAGCGCUAUGCCUGGAUCCCGGCUUUGAUCGCCAUAACUGUUGCGACCGGGUGUGGUGGGAAGCAUUUGCACAAGCAAGUUGUGACAGAAGCUCCAUCAGUAGCUACCAUUUUGUCAUUCGGUGCUCUUAUCGCUGGCUUUCUGGUGCCAUGGGCUGCCCUUGCGUCGAACUUCGCCAUCUACAUCCCGCCCGAGACUCGAAGCUCGAAGGUCUUCGCCUACACUUACUGCGGCCUGUUCCUGCCUACAGUCCCUCUGAUGGUUCUCGGUGCAGCCAUCGGUGGUGCUGUUCCAAAUGUUCCAUCAUGGCAGGAAGGCUACAAUAACAGAUCCGUCGGCGGUGUCCUCGCCGCGAUGCUCGAGCCAGCUGGGAGCUUCGGCAAGUUCUUGGUCGUCAUCUUGUCGCUCACACUGCUGGGUAACAUCUCGGCUACGAUGUACAGCAUCACGUUGAACUUCCAGCUGCUGAUGCCGUGGCUUGUGAACAUUCCUCGAGCUCUGUUUUCGAUUGUCAUUACUGCGAUUGUGAUCCCAGUAUCAAUUGUGGCGGCGACAAACUUCUUCACGAACCUCGAGAACUUUAUUGGGCUCAUUGGGUACUGGGCUGCGGCCUUUGUGGCAGUCGUGGUGGCGGAGCACACCAUCUUUCGCAGAUCUGACAGUGAAGCGUAUACUCACAAGUCUGGUAUACUGGUCCCAUUGCGGUACAUACAGGCGACAUUGGCUUCGAGAUGGCGUUCGCAGUCACUGCAGUUCUGUAUGUUCCGUCCCGGAAGCUCGAAGUGA
This is a messenger RNA of Fulvia fulva, 1179 nucleotides long. RefSeq names its product Purine-cytosine permease fcyB. Gene Ontology annotation, biological process: transmembrane transport. The transcript has 2 exons. The record is from RefSeq and is a predicted model, not a curated record. Gene Ontology annotation, cellular component: plasma membrane. Gene Ontology annotation, molecular function: transmembrane transporter activity. Bases 1 to 1179 code for a protein of 392 amino acids. Lineage: Eukaryota; Fungi; Ascomycota; Dothideomycetes; Mycosphaerellales; Mycosphaerellaceae.